GUUAAAGCUCUCCUCAUUCAUACUUGUUCCGGUAUAACCCCUCUGUCGCAUCUGCUCCAAUCCAAGAUUUUGACAUUUUUUAUCGGUUUGAUCCAUCAGCGAAUGGCAGCAAGCGAUGUGCCGUGUUGUGAGCCCAUGUUCUGGACAUAUCUGAUCAUAUGUGUGGCUCUAGUGUGUUUUGCUGGCCUCAUGUCUGGCCUUACACUAGGACUCAUGUCUCUCAGCCUGGUUGAUCUUGAGGUCCUCAUCAAAGCUGGUCAGCCUCAAGACCGCAAGAAUGCAGAGAAGAUUCUGCCACUUGUAAAGAAUCAGCAUUUGCUGUUGUGUACGCUCCUUAUAGGCAAUGCUCUGGCAAUGGAGGCCCUGCCCAUCUUCCUCGACGCACUUCUUCCAGCUUGGGGUGCUAUUCUAAUAUCAGUCACACUCAUACUCGCCUUUGGUGAGAUUAUACCUCAAGCUGUUUGUUCUCGUUAUGGAUUGAGUGUUGGAGCAAGAAUGUCUGCAAUAGUUCGGUUGAUUGUUAUAGUCCUCUUCCCAUUAGCUUAUCCGAUCAGCAAGCUGCUGGAUUGGAUCCUUGGGAAAAAGCAUUCUGCACUUCUGCGAAGGGCAGAGCUGAAGACCUUGGUUGGCAUGCAUGGAAAAGAGGCAGGAAAAGGUGGAGAAUUGACACAGGACGAAACCACCAUCAUUACUGGAGCUUUAGAUAUGACUCAGAAGACGGCCAAAGAUGCCAUGACACCCUUACCUAAAAUAUUUUCACUUGAUAUAAAUUCUAAACUUGAUGAAAAAACAAUGGGGCUGAUAAUAAGCACGGGACAUAGUCGCAUUCCCAUUUAUUCAGGAAAUCCAGCAAAUAUCAUUGGCCUGAUUUUGGUGAAGAAUUUAAUCAAGUUCCGCCCGGAAGAUGAAACCCCUAUAAGAGAGACAACCAUCAGGAAAAUUCCAAGGGUUCAUGAUCGUUUGCCUCUUUAUGAUAUAUUGAAUCAAUUUCAAAUUGGUCACAGCCACAUGGCUGUUGUUGUCAAGGGUAAGGACGAUGUUAAGGAAAUUGCAGAAGAAACAAAAACCAAUGGUAGCAUCUUCAAGACGAACAAUAAUCCAAAUUCAAAACAAAGAAAAGCAGAUAUGAAAGUAUGUUCAGGGAUGAUUCAUCAGCCUGGUCAGAAUGAACAAUUGAAUAUCUGUAUACAUUCACCAUCUGUGUACUCCAGUGACACAGAAAUUGAAAGUCCAAUGCCGGAUAAUGCGAGAGAUCUAACAGAUCUUUUGCACCCAAAAUUAAAGAAAAAUGAAUGCCAAAAUCAAAAUCUUCCAAUUGAAGAUUUGGAAUCCCUUUCAGCUUUAGAUGAAGAAGUCAUUGGCAUCAUAACACUGGAAGACGUCAUGGAGGAACUGCUGCAGGAAGAAAUCCUGGAUGAGACUGAUGAGUAUGUUGAUGUUCACAACAAGAUAAAAAUUAAUAUGCUAGAUUGGCGAAGAUCUCCCUUAAAGAGGUCUCCCAUAGCAGCAUCAGCUUCCCAUAUUCAAUGGAGGACUCCUGUGGCUUCCCCAGUUUCUUCGUAUCAUCAAAGUCCACUACCCUCCUGCAAUCAUACUCCCAUACUGCACUCUCCAAUUCCACCAUAUGUUUGUUCUCCAUUGGCUAGACCAACUCUAUCAGCUUCCCCUGGAAAAUCUGUUCCCAAUUCUCCAGCUGCGCAUUACUCACCAUCCUCUCACCGGGUUUCAAGAAAAUCAUAUGAGAAGCUGAGAAGGCCUGAGGAUUUGUACUGAUUGUUAUUUUUGGAAGGUUUGUUGGUUUAGUCGCAGAGAAUAAAAUAUGCAAAUCUCACUUAUGCAAGAAUAUUAUUGGAUAAAAAUGUCAUUUUGCCUUGUAACGACGUGCCGCUUCAAAGCUGGACAGGGGAUCUUUUUUUUUUUUCUCCUUAUCGUACGACAAGUAGUUUCUUUAGCGGAUGCGCUGCCUGUCCCUCGUUUGCUUUGCCCUAUUCAGUUGUAACUUUGGUCAAUUGUUGAUGCAUCCACGGGAUCCUCAACUCUU
This is a messenger RNA of Hevea brasiliensis (rubber tree), 2041 nucleotides long. RefSeq names its product DUF21 domain-containing protein At5g52790. The record is from RefSeq and is a predicted model, not a curated record. The transcript is spliced from 13 exons. The coding region runs from base 103 to 1773 and encodes 556 amino acids. NCBI's taxonomy places the organism in Eukaryota, Viridiplantae, Streptophyta, Magnoliopsida, Malpighiales, Euphorbiaceae. Gene Ontology annotation, cellular component: intracellular membrane-bounded organelle. Gene Ontology annotation, biological process: magnesium ion homeostasis.